AGUACUAGUGAUCUGAAUUCGUCUUCAAGUUAUCUGCAAAAUUACAUCACCAUUUCGGAUUACUACGCUGACCAGGGUUUCUGUUCCCUUAGGCAUUAACUCCGUACAGUGAGUCAGUCCAUCAGGUUGGGUUACAACAGAAAUGGGUUUGAAAAAAAAGGAAAUAUUUUACAGUCAAAUUAGAUUUCUCUACGGAGUAGCAUUCAUUUAUUUCUUCGUCUAUUUCCCAUUCCCGAAUGCUCCCUUUGCUUUUCUCCUCAAUUCUCUCCUCCUUCAACUGCAUUGGAUCACUUUUCUUGUUUACCCCAGGCUUUCCUUCUUUUGAAAUUUUAUUUUUUAUUUUUUUUACAUAUAAUCUAUAUAAUUGUACAGAUCAAAGAAGAAGGUCCAAAAAGAGAACGACGAAAAGACAGCCCCCAAAGAAUCGGAAGAACAGACCGUCGAACCUCCCUUCUUUUUUCCCCACCAGUCUUUCCCCUCACUAUUCUCAACUAGUCUCUUCUGUGCUUCCAAACACUUUCCUUCGUCUGCUCACCGUCUCGAUUUGUCCCUCGCCGUUGGUUCAUUGGUUGUAUGUUAUUGUGGCUUAAAUUUCCAACCCCAUAAAAACACUUUAUUUUUUUUUUUUUUACUUUU
This is a messenger RNA of Aspergillus caelatus, 636 nucleotides long. RefSeq lists its product as uncharacterized. NCBI's taxonomy places the organism in Eukaryota, Fungi, Ascomycota, Eurotiomycetes, Eurotiales, Aspergillaceae. Bases 237 to 590 code for a protein of 117 amino acids. The transcript has a single exon. The record is from RefSeq and is a predicted model, not a curated record.